AUGGCUUACCCCCAAAGCAAUGGACAAGCGGAGGUCGCCAACCGAGAGCUUCUCAGAAUACUGUGCGCCCGGCUCGAUCACAUGGCAGGUAGUUGGGUGGAUGAGCUGCCCAGUGUAUUAUGGGUGCUGCGUACGACACCCAAAGAGGGAACUGGUGUCACUCCGUUCCAUCUGGUAUAUGGCGGGGAAGCGGUCGUCCCGGUAGAAAUCGGAGUCGAGUCCGAUCGGGUGCUACAUUACGACGAAGGAAAUGAUGAGCAGAGGCUGAUGGAGCUCGACAUGGUCGAUAAAGUUCGUGAUAAGACAGCCGCCCGACUGACAGCGUAUAGGCAAAGGAUGCGGCAAAACUACAAUCGAUGGGAAGAAAACAACUCAGAGUUUCCUCAUGUCCCCGUCUAA
Molecule: messenger RNA, 399 nt
Organism: Zingiber officinale
Lineage: Eukaryota; Viridiplantae; Streptophyta; Magnoliopsida; Zingiberales; Zingiberaceae
Exons: 2
Coding region: 1-399 (132 amino acids)
Molecular function (GO): nucleic acid binding
Source: RefSeq, a predicted model, not a curated record